AUGUGGAAGCCAUCAGAGAGUCUGAUGGCAACCAUCAGGCACUAUGCGAGCUUCCCCGCAACUGGGGUGUCGCUGAGGCAGAUGGUCCAGUUUGGCGACCGACCCUCAACUGGCACUCUCUUCCGCGCCUCGCAGUUCCUCUCCGAGGAGCUCCCCAUCCGGCUCGCGCACCGAGUCCAAGAUUUGGGUGAACUUCCCGAUGGACUCAGUGCCAUGCCCUCCAUUAAGAAAGUCCAGGAUUGGUAUGCCCAAUCAUUCGAGGAAAUCAUCACACUUCCCCGACCAUCGCUCACGCAAGAAGUCAAAGAUCGUCUCUUGCGUCCCGGUCGCGCCAAUGGUUCCUUCCAAUCCAAAAUUCUCUCGGAGGCCACCCAAAACCCUAGUAUUCGGGAGGGCCAAUACGCCUCGGCCACAACAGCCAAUGGCUCCCUAAACGGCCACAGUAAAUUGACUGCCGCAGCCGCCACUGGCCGGCGAUAUUUCUUCCCGGCAGAUGGAAAUGCGGAGUGGCCCCCCGAGCUUAAUGACUACAAUCAAAGAUUCUCCCAUACGCUGCAGCAGAUCAAGCGACGACACGACAGCGUUGUGACGACAGUGGCCCAGGGUAUCUUGGAAUGGAAGCGGGAACGCCAACGCAUGCAGAUCGACCCGACCAUCCAGUCCUUCCUCGACCGGUUCUACAUGUCUCGCAUCGGCAUUCGAAUGCUAAUUGGACAACAUAUUGCCCUCACGGAACAAACCCAUGUGAAACAUCCAAAUUAUGUCGGCAUCAUCUGUACCAAAACCAAUGUGCGCGACAUUGCCUUGGAAGCGAUUGAAAAUGCGCGGUUUGUCUGUGAAGACUAUUAUGGCCUCUUUGAAGCGCCCAAAGUGCAGCUGGUCUGCAAGGACGAUCUCAAUUUCAUGUAUGUGCCGGGCCACCUGUCGCACAUGCUCUUUGAGACCUUGAAAAAUUCCUUGCGGGCGGUCGUGGAGCAGCAUGGGGCCGAUCGCGACGAAUUCCCCGUGACCAAAGUCAUCGUCGCCGAAGGCAAGGAAGACAUCACCAUCAAAGUCUCCGAUGAGGGGGGCGGUAUCCCCCGUUCGUCCAUUCCCUUGGUCUGGACCUACAUGUACACGACGGUUGAACAGACCCCGAGCUUGGAUCCGGACUUUGACAAGAGCGACUUCAAGGCACCCAUGGCUGGCUUUGGGUACGGUUUGCCGAUCAGUCGCUUGUACGCGCGCUACUUUGGAGGUGAUCUGAAGUUGAUCAGUAUGGAAGGAUACGGCACUGACGUCUACCUCCACCUCAACCGACUAUCCUCCAGCUCGGAGCCUUUGCAAUGA
Molecule: messenger RNA, 1329 nt
Organism: Penicillium oxalicum
Lineage: Eukaryota; Fungi; Ascomycota; Eurotiomycetes; Eurotiales; Aspergillaceae
Product: PDK/BCKDK family protein kinase
Exons: 4
Coding region: 1-1329 (442 amino acids)
Biological process (GO): protein phosphorylation; regulation of glucose metabolic process
Cellular component (GO): mitochondrion
Molecular function (GO): pyruvate dehydrogenase (acetyl-transferring) kinase activity
Source: RefSeq, a predicted model, not a curated record